AUGUCCCGUCUGUCCAUGAACUGUCUACGCUACAGCGGCUACACCGCUAUCAUCAGUGCCCAGGUUAUUAUCCUGGCAUUUGGAUAUGGAUUUCUUGGCGCAGUUCUCUAUUAUGGUUACCUUUCUCCACCUGAUCGAGUCGGCAACUUAUGGAAGCAUCACCCCCAAGAGUUGACCAUGGUAGUCACAUUAAUAGCAACUGUGCUUUCAGUCACUACCGCUACUCUUUUCACAUUUUCAAUCAAGGAGGCAUUGAGACACCGGAUAUCGCGGCCAAUCUCUCUCGUUGAGCUAAGCGCCGGUGUCGCUUUGGCGAAGGGCUCCAUCAUAUUGAGACCUGAGCACUUGCCACUGACCAUCCUGACAUUGUUCGUCUUUGGUGUGCUGAGACUUUUGACAGCUGGGUGGACGACUCUCUUGACACCAACCUACUUCCUAUGGCCGAUUGAGAUGCAAGGAUCCGAACUUGAUAUUACUGGAAUCGCCUUUUCCAACUUGCUCUCCUACGAACUUCAAAAGCAAGGUUUUUCUGACAUCUGGGACGAUGCUUUUGAGGUUCUCGACAUCGGCGGAAUGCUAAGUGGAGUCUCUGCUGCAGGGAAUACCUUUGGUCUUCCUGGCACAUUUAAUUUCAAUGGCACAAAAUAUAAUGUAUCCACUCAGGGGACUGUGCCCAUCAUCGAGGAUUAUUCCGGCUCAGAUGGAGUUCCGAGUGUCGACGGCACUCGUCUUGGCUUUUCUGGUGGAAACGUCACAGUCAACACAGCACAGAUACCGGGAAAACACACCAGCAUGUCUAUUCCUCGAGGCUUCAGCAGGAGCUAUUCGAUGUUGCAGCAGGGGUUAACAGCCGAUGUCAGCUGCCAGCCCAUUGGGAGUCAAGCGCAGUACAUUUGGAACACGGAUAACUCCUCCGUUAUCUAUACCAAUGCAGCUGCUCUGAACAACUCCAUCACUGGUCUUUGCCUGUAG
This is a messenger RNA of Suillus discolor, 972 nucleotides long. RefSeq lists its product as uncharacterized. Bases 1 to 972 code for a protein of 323 amino acids. The record is from RefSeq and is a predicted model, not a curated record. NCBI's taxonomy places the organism in Eukaryota, Fungi, Basidiomycota, Agaricomycetes, Boletales, Suillaceae. The transcript has 5 exons.